AUGAAUCGAGUGGAUACAACCACAACCACAGUAACAACACCCACGCCUACAACUGUUUGUCCACCUGGAACUCCAAUCCAGCGAAGUGUGGCUAUUGUUUGGGAUGUUUCUUUCAAUGGGAAUAACAAUCGAACUGAAGAGGCUAUUUUCACCUUUAUCAACUCAUUCCUUUUACGGUCAAACCCUGAAUGGACAAAUGUCGUUUUCUCUGUCAUUCCAUUCCCCGAUCCUCUUGCCUAUGCAACAACAAAUAUCGAUUAUGCGUUCAAAUCAACUCUCCGAAACGUGUUAACGUUAAUGGGAGCGGAAAGAAGUCGACCACCACCGCCAAAUAACAUCUCUGAUAUUAAUAGUGGUUUAACGCUACUCGAGUCUCGGCCAAGCGUUCCGUUACCGACGGUGCUUCUUUUUGCAAGCAGUGAUGACUUGGUCAAUGAUGCCGAGUCAAGUGCAAACAGUCUGAAGAAUGAUUUUGGAUAUGAGAUUUUUGCCGCUAAAACAAUUACAAAGGCUAUGAUUUCGUGUAUUGAUGUGACGGCUACGACAAGUGCCACAACAAUGAUGGCUGAGACCAUCACAACAACACCUCAACCGACUAUUAGCUAUUCUUCAUCGGAAGGCUCAACAGCUAAGAAUACAGGAACAGUAACACCAUCAACAAGUGCAGAAACGACAACAAUUACCGUAACCACUUCACCGACCACCACAACUCCAAUCCAACGAAUCGGAGUCGGCUCUCAACUCGAUUUUGGAUCAAUUCCCUCAAGUCCCUCAAAUGUUUUCACAAUGGAUUCCCAUUUGGAUCCAAAUACUUAUCCAUCCUUGGUCGACCAGAUAACUGAUGCGAUGAAUCGAGUGGAUACAACCACAACCACAGUGACAACACCCACGCCUACAACUGCUUGUCCACCUGGAACUCCAAUCCAGCGAAGCGUGGCUAUUGUUUGGGAUGUUUCUUUCAAUGGAAAUAACAAUCGAACUGAAGAGGCCAUUUUCACCUUUAUCAACUCCUUCCUUUUACGGUCAAACCCUGAAUGGACAAAUGUCGUUUUCUCUGUCAUUCCAUUCCCCGAUCCUCUCGCAUACACCCCAACAAAUAUCGACUAUUUAUUCAAAUCAACUCUCCGAAACGUGUUAACGUUAAUGGGAACGGAAAGGAGUCGACCACCACCGCCAAAUAACAUCUCUGACAUUAAUAGUGGUCUCACUCUACUCGAAUAUCAGCCGAGCGUCGUGUUGCCGACUGUACUCCUUUUUGCGAGCAGUGACGACUUGGUCAAUGAUGCCGAGUCAAGUGCAAACAGUCUGAAGAAUGAUUUUGGAUAUGAGAUUUUUGCCGUGGGUGUCGGUGCUGAACUCAAUUUUGGAUCAAUUCCAUCAAAUCCUUCAAAUGUUUUCACAAUGGAUUCCCAUUUGGAUCCAAGCACUUAUCCCGAUUUAGCUAAAACAAUUACAAAGGCUAUGAUUUCGUGUAUCGAUGUGACAGCUACGACAAGUGUCACAACAAUGAUGACUGAGGGAAUCACAACAACACCUCAACCGACAGGCUAUUCUUCAUCGGAAGGCUCAACAGCUGAGAAUACAGCUACCGUAACCUCGUCAGCAAGCGAAGGAACGACAACAACGAUAACUGAUGCGAUGAAUCGAGUGGAUACAACCACAACAACAGUGACAACACCCACGCCUACAACUGCUUGUCCACCGGGAACUCCAAUCCAGCGAAGUGUGGCUAUUGUUUGGGAUGUUUCUUUCAAUGGAAAUAACAAUCGAACCGAAGAGGCCAUUUUCACCUUUAUCAACUCAUUCCUUUUACGGUCAAACCCUGAAUGGACAAAUGUCGUUUUCUCUGUCAUUCCAUUCCCCGAUCCUCUUGCCUAUACACCAGCAAAUAUUGACUAUUUAUUCAAAUCAACUCUCCGAAAAGUGUUAACGUUAAUGGGAGCGGAAAGAAGUCGACCACCACCGCCAAAUAACAUCUCUGAUAUUAAUAGUGGUCUCACUCUACUCGAAUAUCAGCCGAGCGUCGUGUUGCCGACUGUACUCCUUUUUGCGAGCAGCGAUGACUUGGUUGUUGAUGCCGAGGAAAGAGCAAAAAUUCUGAAAAACGAUUUCGGAUAUGAGAUUUUUGCUGUUGGUGUCGGUGCUGAACUCAAUUUUGGAUCAAUUCCAUCAAAUCCUUCAAAUGUUUUCACAAUGGAUUCCCAUUUGGAUCCAAGCACUUAUCCCGAUUUAGCUAAAAGAAUUACAAAGGCUAUGAUUUCGUGUAUCGAUGUGACAGCUACGACAAGUGUCACAACAACGAUAGCUGAGACAAUCACAACAACACCUCAACCGACUACAAGAUGCCCACCCGGUUCGCCGAUAAAACGAAAUGUGGCCAUCGUUUGGGAUACUUCAAUUCAAUAUGGAAGUGAUCAAUAUAAUCAAGCAGCUUUCCUCUUUGUCGCCUCUUCACUCGUGAAUCGAGCCGAGUGGUCGACUGUUUCUUUCUCGGUGAUUCCAUUCCCCGAUCCAACUAAGUACACCCCUUCAUAUAUUGAUUUCAAAUAUCAAUCUUCUUGGUCAGAUGUGAGACGAAAGAUGACGCUCGAGAGGAAUUCGGCGCCAUCCCCAAAUAACAAAUCGGACAUAUUGAGCGCUCUUACCCUUUUGGAUUAUCCACCAAGCGCUCCAUCAUCGAUUUUGUUGCUUGCGACCACUGACACCUUUAUCCCGGAUGCUGAAGGAAUGGCAGCUAAAUUGAAGGAUACUUACGGUUAUGAGAUAUUCUGCGUUGGAAUCGGUUUUCCAUUGAAUUUUGGCUCAAUCCCAUCAAACCCUUCAAAUGUCUACUCGAUCGAUGAAAGUCUUCACCCAGAAACCUAUCCUCCGCUAUCACAAAAGAUCACUGAAGAUAUGACCGAUUGCUCGAUUAUAUCAACAAUUCCAUCAACGACCACUAGUACGACAAAUGAAGAAACAACUGCUACGUAUUCUCAAUCUGAAGUUUCAACAACUGAGACAACAACAAGAGCAAUGCUCACAACGACAACGCAAUGCAGAGGAUUCUAUGUGGUUGAUGCGGAUUUGAUCGUACUCUAUGAACAAGCGGAUCCUGUAGAUCAAUCAAAUGAAAUUCUCAAUCUUUUGGCAACAACUGGUGGCUUGGGAUUGUUCAAUUUUGAUGGAAGUCCAUACAGAUUCGGUCAACAGACGAGGAUCCGUGGGCUCUCCUAUCCAUCACUAAAUCCCACCGGAAGCUCGCUUCGACAAAACCCAACUUUCAUCGAGUUCUCGUCGGAGCUUUUGAGCAAUAACGCUUCGAAUUGGAUGCCCAAUCCAGGAUAUCCUGAUCUGAGCGAAGCAAUCACCGCCUCAUUCGACUUCUUCGAUCUAACCCGGCAGAAUCGAGUCCUGCUCAUUGUCGGGAAAAACGAUUCUACUGUUAAUUCGGCUAUCGAUUCGGCAAAUUCCCUAAAAAAUUCCGGUGUCUUUGUGGUCACCAUUUCAGUCGAUGAAGCCAUUGGAUUAGCCGCUUUGUCCUCUAUUGGAGCCGCUUUCGAUAUCCCUGACAUUUUGACACCGGCAAUUGUUGCUCAAAAUAUUGGAAACCUUUUGGUGGCCAAAUUCCCGACGUGUGUCCAACCGACGACAACUACAGCUCCAACAACAAGUGCAUUAGUGCCAACCACAACCACCACUCAGCCCAUCAUAUCCACCACAAAAUGCCCACCAAACACCCCGGUGAGCAGAAAUGUGGCCAUCGUUUGGGAGCUCUCGGCAAGCAAUGGAGACUAUGGAUAUUCUCAGCAUAUAGUCGACUUUGUCACACAAUAUCUUCUAGCACGAGCUGAGUGGACUGGAGUGAAAAUGUCGGUUCUGCCGUUCACUUUUAGUGAAGAUUUCAUUUUCGUUGAUGACGCUUACAGUCUAAUCCCUUCAAGUGUCUCAAUUUAUAUGAGCCAAGAACUCGAGAAAAGUGAAGUCAUUCAAAAUACGUCUGAUAUUUCGAGUGCUUUGGAUCGUUUAAAUAAACCACAACAAUACACAAAUCUUGCAGCGAUUGUCUUUGCGAUCAGUGACAUUGGUGUGAGUGCUUCGCAAAAUAUAGCAAACACUUUAAAGUCGACAUAUCGAUAUUCGAUUAUAACUGUCGGCGUCGGGAAUGCGAUCGAUUUCGGCUCGAUCCCCACCAAUCCCGCAUUCAAUUUGACGAUGAGUGACGAUUUCUCAAGAGAGACUUUCCAAAAGCUAUCCAAUCAGAUCACUUUCCUAUUGACAGAUUGC
Messenger RNA from Mesorhabditis belari, 4266 nucleotides. The record is from the annotation of a GenBank genome assembly. NCBI's taxonomy places the organism in Eukaryota, Metazoa, Nematoda, Chromadorea, Rhabditida, Rhabditidae.